CUAGGUUGAAUCAUCAUCAUCAUUGUACAAAAGAAAAGAAAAAAAAAGUGAGAGAAACCGACACUCUUAAAAACCCUAAAAUAACAAGUUCAUGCAUGCAAGAAAAGACUCUUCUUUUAUUCUUUCCUUGCCUUGCAUGUCUAUAAAAAUCGGAUCUUUAUAAUUUCAAUAUAGUAAUUAUAAAGACAAAAUACAAAAUAAAGGUGCAAACUUUGGGUACUACUCUCUCUCUCUCUCUCUCUCUCUCUCUCUCUCUCACUCUCAUAAUCUUUAUUGUUCUCUCUUCUCAAACCAAACUCUCUAAAAAUGGUUUUGCCAGAGUUCUCUCGAUACCAAACCUCUCCAAAACGCAGUGCUUUGUACAAAACCGCUUCACUCAUCGCAGACGGCUUUCUCUUCGUUGGUGGAGCUUCUUUAGCCAUUUCUUUGAUAUGGGCACUCCUUACUUCCAUUAACCCAAACCCACUCGAAACCAUUUUCACCACUGAACCAAGCUCAAACGACGUCGUUCCUGGAUUUAACACCGUCUCCGGCGUCGACCCACCUGAGUUCACAUUCUACGACGACCGAGACUUGAGCUACUCCAUUGACCGACCAGUCAAAAACUGGGACCAGAAACGAAAACAAUGGCUCAAACAUCAUCCCCACUUAGCCGGAAGUACGGCCACUCGAGUCCUCAUCGUGACUGGUUCUCAACCUUCCGCUUGCCGGAACCCCACCGGCGAUCAUCUACAGCUUCGGUUGUUUAAGAACAAGGUCGACUAUGGCCGUAUCCACGGUCAUGAAAUCUUCUAUAACAACGCUUUGUUACAUCCCAAAAUGCCUGGCUUCUGGGCUAAGUACCCACUAAUCCGAUCGGCCAUGUUAGCUCACCCGGAAGUUGAAUGGGUCUGGUGGGUCGACUCCGACGCGGUUUUCACAGACAUGGAAUUCAAACUACCGUUGGAGAAAUACGACAACUAUAACCUUGUCGUUCACGGUUGGUCCAAUAUGGUGUACGACAACAAAAGCUGGACGAGUCUAAACGCCGGCGUUUUCUUGAUAAGGAACUGUCAGUGGUCGAUGGAGCUCAUGGAAACAUGGACGAGUAUGGGACCUAAGAGCCCAGAUUAUGAAAAGUGGGGGAAAAUCCAGAAAUCAUUACUGAAAGACAAGUUGUAUCCGGAGUCAGAUGAUCAAUCGGCUCUGAUUUAUCUACUUUUGGAAGAGAAGGAGAAAUGGGGUGAGAAGAUUUAUCUAGAGAGUGAGUACAACUUUGAAGGUUAUUGGUUAGCAUUAGUGGAUGGGCUUGAUAAUAUAGCCAAGAGGUAUAUUGAGAUUGAGCAAAAAGUUAAGAUUUUGAGGAGAAGGCAUGCUGAGAAAGUGAGUGAGUAUUAUGGGUUGGUGAGAGAAGAGUAUCUCAAAGAUGGAAUAACAAGGAGACCCUUUGUUAUACAUUUUACAGGUUGUGAGCCAUGUACUGGGGAACAUAAUCCUACUUACACUUGGGAAGCUUGUUGGAAUGGGAUGCAGAGGGCUCUGAAUUUUGCAGAUAAUCAAGUGCUCAGAAGAUUUGGCUUUUUUCAUCCUGAUUUGCUUAAUUCUUCUUUGGUGUCACCCCUGCCCUUUGAUUUUCCUCUGGUGUGGUGAUCUGUUUUAUGUUUCUCUUGGUUUAUUUGUCCUAAUAUGUAGCUAUGUCAUUUAGUGUACGAGUGUAUUGGCCUAUUUGGACAUAAUUUCGAUAAUGAUUCGAGGCUUUUUGGUUA
Humulus lupulus (European hop) is the source of this 1745-nucleotide messenger RNA. RefSeq names its product galactomannan galactosyltransferase 1-like. The record is from RefSeq and is a predicted model, not a curated record. Gene Ontology annotation, molecular function: galactosyltransferase activity. Gene Ontology annotation, cellular component: trans-Golgi network; membrane; endosome. NCBI's taxonomy places the organism in Eukaryota, Viridiplantae, Streptophyta, Magnoliopsida, Rosales, Cannabaceae. The transcript has a single exon. The coding region runs from base 307 to 1629 and encodes 440 amino acids.